AUGCCUUCGCACGAACACAAAGCAUGCCACGCGCCGAGCAACGCCGACUUGGGUCACCCGCUUUCUAUCAACGAGCUCCCGAACAGUGUUGCUUCUCACGCGUCAAUACAUACCCCGGGCCCUCCUCUACCUCCGCAACGCCCUUCUCCCACUAUUGCUUCAUUUCAGAGGAAUCAUGCAUCCUUGGUCCAAGAUCCUACGGGCACCAAGAGUUCUAUCUCACGAGCCGCUUCAAUGAUAUCUCUUCCUGGGGUAUCAUCUUCAGUCAAAAUCCGUGCACCGGUCUAUCAUCUUUCGUCGCAGAGGUCCUUGGGCUCAAUUCAAAAUUUGGACUCCGACAAUCCAGAAGAUAUCACCCGAGUUGCUCCCUCUAUUCGCACUUUCCACACGCAUAAUCCUUUACCAACAGACGCCGAGACACAAGCGCAGCUGGCUUGGCUAGGGUAUAGACAAGAACUUUUUCGUGACUGGAAUUUUUGGUCAUCAUUAUCGUUGUCAUGUUUGAACAUCGGUACUAUACCUGGCUCUGCUAUAGGGAUGAUCACCGCAAUGUCCUGGGGUGGACCAUCAGUUAUAUUUUGGGGAUACUUGUUGGGAAUGGCCGUGAUGAUUUGCCUCAGUGCAGUGAUUGCGGAAAUGUCAUCCGCUUUUCCUGCCGCUGGAGCAAUGUUAACCUGGACAUUUAAGCUUGCACGGGCGAACCCUCAACUGAGAGAUUGGGCGAGAUUUAUCAGCUGGCUCAUAGGGACACUUCUCUUUUUCGCUCAUGUGGUCAUUCAGGUCGCUCUAACUUCACAAUUUACCUCAUUGAUUAUCAGUACGUUUAUUGGGGCUGGCGUCAAAUGGAAAGUAGAAGGGUGGCAAAAGUUUCUCAUCAAUGCAGGAUACCUUAUCGGUUGUGGCUUCUCCGUCUCGACGUCUACUGCUCGCUCACCUAAACUCUGGAUCACCCUUGGCGUCUUUGCGAUUUGCCUUUAUUUGAUUCUCUGUCUUACUCUCAUCCUCACCUCCAACGCUAAGGUGGAAUUCCCAGACAUGUUCAACCGGUUCGAAAAUGAUACAGAUUUUGACAGCGAUGGAUUCGUAUUCUUCAUGGGUUGGUCUCUGGUAUCAUUGGCUUUUGGGGCCGAAGCAUCAGCGCAUCUAGCCGAAGAAACCAAACAGCCCGCUUCAAAUGUGCCCAAAGCCCUCUUCUACAGUACUUUGAUUAGUUACGUCCUAGGCUGCAUAUUAAAUGUCGUCCUAUCCGCUACUCUACCGCCACUUGAGGAUCGCUCGAUGUUAAGGACACAUUUAGUGGAUUUGAUAUUCGCACAUUGCCCUCGACCGGCGGCGCUAUUAAUUUUGUGCUGUCUCUUAAUUUUAAUGUUUCUUGAAGACGUUGCUCAGUUAUUUUCCGCAAGUCGAUUUACAUGGGCCAUGGCUCGAGAUCGUGGAUUUCCUUUUGCACAUGUUUGGCGUAAAGUCAGCACUGAACAUCGCAUUCCUCGAAUGGCCACAGGCUUACUGGUUGGAUGUAGUAUCCUUGCUGCUGCGGUAAUCAACAUCAAAGCAAACAUUUUCACAGAAUCUUUGAUCACGUCGGCUAGCUAUUUACUUCUUAUUUGUUAUCUCGUACCAGUUGCGAUAUACUUAUGCUGCGACAAGGACGUCCUUCAGUACGAUGGAAGGAAUGUGUGGAAUCUCCGUGGUUUGAGCCGGCCUUGUGCUUGGAUCAGUCUUAUUUUUCUGACAUUUGCACUUUGUCUGAUGGCUUGUCCGACCGGUUUACCCAUCAGCGCAGCUACCUGGUCAUGGUCACCUCUCUUUCUUGUUGCUGUAACCGCGUGGGGUACCGCUACCUGGAUGAUAUAUGGUCAGGAUCGUUAUGUGGGGCCGGUCAAAUCGAUCACACUGUGGACAACAGGCCAAGAGGUCGAGUUUCCUUACAAGAAGACAACCACAAAAUUAACCACUCAAGCACCCAAGGCUGGUGAAACGACGGAUAUUCAAAUUCACACGGCUACUGUCCCAGAAAGACGACAAGUAAGUGGCGAUGAAGAAGAAGAGGUUCGAACUGUUGCCGAAGAUCCCAGCGAUGUUUAUAGUACUCAUAUCACUAGCAAUAGCUCUUGGCUUGGUACAAGUGUAGGCGGAACUGAAAUAGGGAGAUAG
Melampsora larici-populina 98AG31 is the source of this 2154-nucleotide messenger RNA. RefSeq lists its product as uncharacterized. Gene Ontology annotation, molecular function: transmembrane transporter activity. The record is from RefSeq and is a predicted model, not a curated record. Gene Ontology annotation, biological process: transmembrane transport. Lineage: Eukaryota; Fungi; Basidiomycota; Pucciniomycetes; Pucciniales; Melampsoraceae. The coding region runs from base 1 to 2154 and encodes 717 amino acids. Gene Ontology annotation, cellular component: membrane. The transcript has 7 exons.